Molecule: messenger RNA, 9502 nt
Organism: Nomia melanderi (Alkali bee)
Lineage: Eukaryota; Metazoa; Arthropoda; Insecta; Hymenoptera; Halictidae
Gene: Ufd4
Product: ubiquitin fusion-degradation 4-like
Biological process (GO): protein K63-linked ubiquitination; proteasome-mediated ubiquitin-dependent protein catabolic process; anatomical structure development
Cellular component (GO): nuclear speck
Molecular function (GO): protein binding; ubiquitin protein ligase activity; metal ion binding
Source: RefSeq, a predicted model, not a curated record
UUUUACGCAGAAUUACCUGUCUAUAAUUAUCUGUGGUUGUGACACCGAACUAUACCCUGAACGUCGCGUAAAUGGCGAAAUACAAUAUACGACGACACUAGGGCAAAGUGAGAUCUUUUCGUUCGGUGGUGUGGUUUGUCGGUCCGUUGGUCCGAUUAGACUUUCGUGUCGCUAACGGACCAAGCACGACGACACGGUUACGUUGUUUUUCGCAGUGGGAAAACGACACGUCUUUGGAAGGAUGGCGACCUGACCCCUUCCGAAUAAUGGAAUACUGUGCACAACGAUUGUCAGUUUAAAAUACGUUCAAUUGGUGCUAUUAAACUUACAAGAUGGCUGAUGUUGAUCCUGAAACUUUGUUAGAGUGGCUCAGUAUGGGCCAAGGAGAUGAGAGGGACAUGCAGUUAAUUGCCUUGGAGCAGUUAUGCAUGUUACUCCUCAUGUCUGAUAAUGUUGAUCGAUGCUUUGAAUGCUGUCCACCACGCACAUUUCUCCCUGCAUUAUGUAGAAUUUUUUUGGAUGAACUUGCACCGGAUAGUGUCUUAGAAGUGACUGCUCGAGCCAUCACGUAUUACUUGGACGUUUCUGCAGAAUGUACACGCAGAGUAGUAGCAAUGGAAGGUGCUGUGAAAGCAAUUUGCAGUCGCCUAUCCGGUGCUGGAUUAGGUUCCAGGACUAGUCGGGAUUUGGCUGAGCAGUGCAUAAAGGUAUUAGAACUGGUUUGCGCAAGGGAAGCUGGUGCUGUAUUUGAAGCUGGUGGCCUUCCAUGUGCCUUGUGCUUUAUUCGAGAGCAUGGAGCUCGUGUCCACCGAGACACCCUACAUUCUGCAAUGGCUGUAGUUACCCGUCUUUGCGGGAAAGUAGAACCGCAAGAUAAAUCAUUGCCGGAUUGCGUUGAAGCUUUAUCAACAUUACUUAGACACGAGGAUGCACAUGUUGCCGAUGGAGCGCUUCGAUGUUUCGCAUCACUUGCUGAUCGGUUUUCAAGGCGAAAUACAGACCCUGCUCCUUUAGCAUGUAAUGGAUUAGUUUCAGAACUUUUACAUAGGCUGUCGAAUGCAGCAGGACCUGGUACAUCAGUGGCAGCAACUUCCGGGAAUCCAAAGACACCUCCGCCCUCUAGCACAGCUUCAACAAUUCCAGUUCCAGAAGCAAAGUCAUGUGCUUCUGUAUCCACCAUAAUUAGCCUUUUAUCAACACUUUGCAGAGGAUCACCUUCUAUAACCCAUGAUCUUUUACGUUCUGAGCUACCAGAUGCAAUUGAGAAAGCCUUAAAAGGGGAUGAACGAUGUGCUCUUGAUUCUAUGAGAUUAGUCGAUUUAUUAUUAGUCCUGCUAUUCGAGGGAAGAUCAGCAUUAGGUCGCAACGCAACCGGUGGAUCGUCAGGCCCGUUGUUACCACGAUUGAGGCGUUUGGAUAGUGCUGGGGAGAAAUCUCAUAGGCAACUGAUAGAUUGUAUUCGAUCAAAAGAUACGGAUGCUUUAAUAGAGGCUAUAGAUUCCGGUGGCAUCGAAGUGAAUUUCAUGGAUGAUGUUGGCCAAACGUUGCUUAAUUGGGCAUCCGCAUUUGGGACUCAAGAAAUGGUUGAAUUUUUAUGCGACAGGGGGGCGGACGUUAAUAAAGGGCAAAGAUCCUCUAGUUUGCACUAUGCCGCGUGCUUCGGAAGACCUGCUAUCGCUAAAGUGUUACUUAAGCAUGGGGCAAAUCCAGAUUUAAGAGACGAAGACGGGAAAACGCCAUUAGACAAAGCCAGAGAACGAGUGGACGAGGGGCACAGGGAAGUGGCAGCUAUAUUGCAAUCUCCUGGGGAAUGGAUGUUACCAAACCAAGAGCACAGAAAACCAGAAACGGAAUCAGAAUUCACAGAACCGAAAGGUGAUCCUGAGAUGGCGCCAGUUUAUCUAAAACGAUUAUUACCGGUAUUUUGUGCAACGUUUCAGUCGUCUAUGUUACCCAGUGUUAGGAAAGCCAGUUUAAGUUUAAUUAGAAAGAUGGUGCAUUAUAUACAACCAGAUCUACUUGUUGAAACAUGUGGUUCUGAUAGUACAGGAGAUUGCGGCGCUAUGCUUGUAGAGGUGAUCGCCAAUGUACUAGAUAACGAGGAGCUUGAGUUAAAAACACCAUCACCACCACCUCCGCCUCUCAAGCCGUAUAUUGGCCCAAAAUUGCGUUGCCUCUCAUCGCGCAAGUCUUCCAGUCCCCUGAACUACAUUGUUGAUAAGACGGAGGACGAAGAUGGACACUUAGUGGUUUUGCAAAUGAUACAAGAUUUGAUGAUAAAAAGCAAAGAUGAGUUUCUAGAACAUUUCGCUCGUUUGGGAGUCUUUUCGAAAGUUGCUGCGCUAGCUGGGCCGAAAGAAAAUACACCUGAACCGGAAGCGGAAUCAAAUCAAUCCGGGGAAGAGCAGAGAAUGGAAGAUGCAAGAGAACUUUUAGUCGGGAGAGCUUAUCAUUGGAGAGAUUGGUGUAUCUGCAGAGGACGUGAUUGUUUGUACGUCUGGUCUGAUGCAGCUGCCUUAGAAUUAUCAAACGGAAGCAAUGGAUGGUUUCGGUUUAUACUUGAUGGGAAACUGGCAACAAUGUAUUCCAGUGGAAGCCCCGAAGGAGGAACAGAUACGUCAGGAAAAGGGAGGAACACUGAGUCGCUUACCACCGAAGAGAACCGUGGCGAAUUCUUGGAGAAAUUGCAAAGAGCUCGUAGUCAAGUGAAACCAAAUUCUGUGAGUCAGCCUGUUCUGUCGCGUCCUGGUACAACCCGGCUGAUCGUGGGGAAUUGGGCAUUAUCCAGUAGAAGAGAAAGCGUACUGGGCAUACAUAACAGCGACAGUUUGCAGGUAACCAUUUUAAGAGAGGAUUUGCCAGGAUUUAUUUUUGAGUCAAAUCGGGGUACAAAGCAUUCCUUCACGGCAGAAACAAGCUUAGGCCCAGAAUUUUCAGCUGGCUGGGCAGGCAAAAGAGGAAAGAGAUUGAGAUCCAAGAUAGAAGCCAUUAAACAAAAAGUUAAAAUGCAAGCUCAGGACAUUUAUGAGCGAUAUUUCAAAGCUGCCCAGGCUCAGCCGCGCGGAGUGGUUGCUAAGUUGGGAGCCAUUGUCAAUCAGAUAGAAAAGGCUUGUCAGAAGCAACAGUCUGGGAACCGAGAAUGGCGUAACAUAUUGCAAAGUGCGCUAGAGGAACUGAAACUUUUAUUAAACGAAGAGGGGAAAGUCUCCGCGUACGAGCUGCAUUCUAGUGGCUUAGUUCAAGCGUUACUCGUUCUAUUAGCAGCUCCGCCGGGGCCGCAGCCGCCGACAUUAAGAGCGACCAAGCUCAGAAUGCAACGAAUAGCAGUAUUUAAAAGUUGCUUCCACGCAGCGGAUGUGAAUAAGGAGCAUAACUCGGCUAAGAUUCUAGUUCAUAAAUUAGUUUCGGUCUUAGAGUCCAUCGAGAAAUUACCGGUCUACUUGUACGAUACACCAGGCUCUGGCUAUGGCUUGCAGAUUCUGACCAGAAGACUGCGCUUCCGGUUGGAAAAAGCGGCCGGAGAAAGCUCCCUGAUAGACAGGUCUGGUCGCAGCUUAAAAAUGGAGCCGUUGAGUACCAUACAACAAUUAGAGAAUCAUUUACUAAGGAUGGUAGCUAAACAGUGGUACGAUCACGAUAGAUCCACAUUUACAUUUGUAAAGAAACUGAAGGAGGGUAAUAAAAUUACAUUUAAAUAUCAAUACGACUUCGAUGAGAAUGGCUUGCUGUACUGGAUCGGUACGAAUGCGAAAACUUGUUCCGAAUGGGUGAACCCCGGUCAGUACGGCUUGGUCGUCGUCACGUCCAGCGACGGAAGAAACUUGCCUUACGGCCACCUCGAAGACAUUCUGAGCCGCGAUCCGUCCGCGUUAAAUUGUCACACGAACGACGAUAAGCGUGCCUGGUUUUCCAUUGACUUAGGAGUCUGGAUCAUCCCAAGUGCUUACACACUGAGACACGCGAAAGGCUACGGUAGAAGCGCUCUGCGAAACUGGCUGUUCCAGGCCUCUAAAGACGGUGUAACUUGGACGAAUCUUUACGCUCACGUUGACGACACGUCGUUGAAUGAUCCUGGCAACACAGCCACUUGGCAGUUAGAACUGCCGACGGAUGAGACCCAAGGCUGGCGUCAUCUGCGGUUGCAACAAAUUGGAAAGAACUCCUCCGGGCAAACGCAUUAUUUGUCCGUGUCUGGAUUCGAAGUUUAUGGUGAAGUUACCGGGGUAUGUGAAGACUUGGGUCGCGCUGCUAGGGAGGCUGAAGCCGGAAUCCGAAGACUGAGAAGAUUUAUCAAAUCCCAAGUACUGCGUCACUUAGUCGCGGGUGCUAGAGUCGCUAGAGGCUUGGAUUGGAAGUGGAGGGAGCAGGAUGGCGUACCGCAAGGUGAAGGUACUGUAACAGGAGAAUUGCAUAAUGGUUGGAUAGACGUAACGUGGGAUCACGGCGGUUCCAAUUCGUACAGAAUGGGCGCAGAAGGAAAAUAUGAUUUAAGACUUGUCGGUGCAGGUUUCGAUACAGAUAACGGGGCGAAAGGCAAGACUGGUGCUGGCGUGUUAACGGGACGAAAAUCUAGCAGUACUCCCAGUUUACCGGAUUGCACUGACACUGUGAUGCGGGGCUCGGUGGCGUCUACGGAUCAGGCUGCGAGCGCGGAUAAUCUGGCAGCUAAGGAGUCCGCUGAAUCGAUAGCAGAGAGUGUGUUGUCGGUUGCUCGUGCUGAAGCGGUUGUCGCUGUAACCGGCGAAGGUGGAGCGAACUCGACAAGCGAAUUGUCCGUUGUGUUACAUCCGAGGCCUGACACUACUGUGACAAGUGAUCUGGCAACAAUCGUUGAGAGUCUUGCGCUUAACACUGACUGUUCCACCAACAGUAACAGCAAUCGUGCAUCUAGUAGUUCGAAACCAUUGCUUACCACUGUGCGAGGGAACAAGCCAGUGACAAGCUUACUCGAAGCUGCUGAAGCACUGGACCGUGUCAGAGAAGGAGCUGACAGGCUACGCAAUAAUACUAAUAGCUUUUUAAGUGGAGAGUUACUUAGUUUAGUGCCCGUUAGAAUUAGCGUGUCAGGCGAGUCGGAGGAGAAUUCGUUGAGGAUAAAACCUGUUCAAAGACAUCACUUCGCGGUUGCAGAUGCUACCAAAGAAUGCAGUCGGGACAAAGAAGCUAGCUCAUCUACGCAAAACACAACUGGAGGAUGUCCUGUUGUCGUGACCAAUCCCAUGUCCGUGUCUGUCCCCAACCUCGCUUGUUCAGACGCUAGCAAUACUUUGGAACCAACUACUGCUACUGGUUUAUUGGGUACUUUUAACGCAAUGACUCGGAGGCGUACAUUUGGACCUACAGGCGGACCACAUAUUGCUUCUAAUUCCAAUACUGGUUCAAAUUCCCGCGGACCUAAUUCUGUGUCAAGCUUAGUUCGUCUUGCCUUGAAUCCCAAUUUCCCCGGUGGUUUGUUAAGUACCGCGCAAAGCUAUCCGAGUUUGACCAGUAGCGGCCAAGUGGCAGGCAGCGGUGUCACGACGACGACAGGGGCCGGCUUAGGACAAGCGCUCACAAUGUCACUGACCAGUACGAGCAGCGACAGUGAACAGUUAUUGCUACAGGUGAGUCUCGAGGACUUCCUGGAGUCGUGCGGAGGAGUUGCAAGUUCUAGCGCCAGUGGAGCGAGGAUAAUUAACAGACCAACUCUGGUGACAGAAUUGGAGGACGACGAGGACGUCGCUCUCGAGGAAGAAGAGGAUAACGAUGAUCAUGAUCAAGAGGAGGAUGAUGAAGAGAACGAAGAGGAAGGUGACGUCUGUGAAGGAGAUUACGAAGAAGUAAUGGUACACCGCAAUUUAUUAGCAACAUUUAUGGAAGAAGAAGCUUCUCAGAGUAGCAAGAGUCGCGCUUGGGACGACGAGUUCGUCUUGAAGCGUCAAUUCUCAGCCUUGAUUCCUGCUUUCGAUCCUCGACCCGGUCGAACAAAUGUUAAUCAAACAACAGACUUAGAAGUUCCACCACCUGGCAGCGAAACUCAGUCCAGUGCUCGCGUAGGCUCGUUGCCAAUGCCUAGGCUUUCCUUAACGUUGAAGGGUCCGGGUCUUCCGGGUGUGCCAGAUGUUGAACUGCCACUUAUAGAACCCCAUGCCACUAUCUUCCAAGCGGUGCAGGAGCUAAUGCAGUUAACCGAAUUAGGAAGUCGACAGGAGAAGCUGAAAAGAAUAUGGGAACCAAAUUAUACAAUAAUAUACAAAGAAUCCAGGGACGAAGAGUCAUCGGGAAGAGCAACGCCAAUCGUGACACUGUACUCCCGCAACGCUACCCAGAAUUCAUCGGUGUGCACCGUGGAAGACGUUCUGCAACUUCUAAGGCACGUUUACGUAUUGAGCACGACUCGCGACGACGGUAAACACAUAGAGAGCGAAGAGUCCGAAGAGUCGACGUGUUACGUUCACCCCGAUGACUUCACCUCGAAGAAAAUUACGAACAAGAUAGUCCAACAGAUACAAGACCCGUUGGCCUUAGCUGCCGGAGCAUUGCCGAACUGGUGCGAAGAGCUCGCUAGAAGUUGUCCAUUUUUGCUACCUUUCGAGACCAGGCGACUGUACUUCAGUUGCACCGCUUUUGGGGCGUCACGGUCGAUCGUGUGGCUUCAGACGCAGAGGGAUGCCGUUCUAGAAAGACAAAGAGCGCCUGGGCUGAGUCCCCGACGCGAUGAUAGCAAUGAGUUUCGCGUAGGCAGGCUUAAACACGAAAGAGUCAGUGUACCUAGGGGAGAGAAAUUAUUAGACUGGGCAGAACAAGUACUAAAGGUACACGCAAGUCGGAAGAGCAUACUAGAAGUAGAAUUCGUUGGCGAAGAGGGAACCGGUCUCGGACCGACAUUAGAAUUUUUCGCAUUGGUCGCCGCAGAACUGCAGCGCAAAGACUUAGGUCUGUGGUUGUGCGACGACGAGGAAACUCCCGAGACGGAACAGACCAGAGUUUCCGGUGACCAGGUCCGACCCGCAGGGUAUUACGUGACACGACCGAGCGGACUGUUCCCUGCCCCUCUGCCGCAGGACUCCGCCGCUUGUGAUCGUGCCGUUCGAUACUUUUGGUUCUUGGGUGUGUUCCUGGCGAAAGUUUUGCAGGAUAAUAGAUUGGUAGAUUUACCGUUGUCCCGUCCUUUCUUAAAGUUAAUGUGUCACGGAGACAUUACGAACAACGUGAACGAAAAGAUCGGCCUGUCCGGUGUUACUCAAGAGAGCAUGUCGUCCAGCAUGUCGAGUAGUUUUAUAUCGGAGGAGGGCGAAGCGGACGCUGCGUACUCUUCGUUCGUGCCCUCCCCUUGGUACGCCGGUCUACUGGACAUAGAGGAUCUCGUACUCGUAGACCCAGUGAGAGGCGACUUCCUCAAAGAGAUACAGACAGCCACCGCUAAGCGCGACAGAACUUUCUCGGACGGUCGCAGUUCCGCGGACGAAGAGACGUCUCUGAACAUCACUCAUCCGUCUGGCAUGUCUGUGCCCAUCGAAGAUCUGGCUUUAACCAUGACUUACUCUCCUAGUUCUAAAGUUUUCGGACACGAUCAGGUCGAAUUAGUUGACGGCGGUGCCGAGGUUACAAUCACUAUGGAUAACGCAAGGGAAUAUGCGGACUUGACGAAUAACUAUUGCCUCGACCGAGGUAUCGCCAGGCAACUGGAGUCAUUCAAAUCCGGUUUCUCGAAGGUCUUCCCAAUGGAGAAACUCCAUGCUUUCAGUCCUGAAGAGAUAAGGGCGAUGCUCUGUGGUGAACAAAAUCCACAGUGGACCAGAGAAGAUUUGCUCAAUUACACCGAGCCUAAGUUGGGUUACACAAGAGAAAGUCCUGGAUUCCAGAGAUUCGUGAACGUUCUAGUUUCGUUGACCGGCCCAGAAAGGAAGGCUUUCCUACAAUUCGCGACUGGAUGUUCAGCUUUACCUCCCGGUGGAUUAUGUAAUUUGCAUCCGAGAUUGACUGUGGUGAGAAAAGUGGACGCUGGUUCAGGUGGUUAUCCCUCCGUUAACACCUGUGUUCAUUAUUUAAAAUUACCGGAGUAUCCCACCGAAGAGAUACUUAAGGAGAGACUCUUGGCUGCAACUAGGGAAAGAGGAUUUCAUUUAAAUUAAUCUCGUUUCUGGUCUGGCAAGGAACUGUUUGCGACAAACAGAACCAGAAAAGCACCCGCUCUCGAAGUGUGCGUAUCGAACUUUGCUUCACAGAUUGAAUCGUGUGAUCUAAUGCACGAGAGCAAAGUCUGGCCUUGAUGUUAUUCGAAGAAAAAACCUAAAAUAAUUGUCCAAUAGGAGUCGGUACAGGUUUAAAAGAAUCAGCAUACGACCUGGAACGGAAACGCAUAAUAAAGCGUUUAGAUAUCGCUUAAAUAAAAUAAUAGUUAUCGGCGUAACGUGAAUAGUCUAAGCGUAAUGUUAUGUUUCAAAUUUAGCGUUCAAAUUUGUACGUUUUAAAUGAUCUGUAAUGUAACAAAUAGUAUCAAACUAUGCUGUUCACAACACCUUGUUGUUCGUGUAAUAUCUUUUAAUAAUGAAGCAACCAUUUUUUAAUAUACUACCAUAAUAUUUGCUACAUAAUUACAUCCUGAUUUAUAUAUACAAAUAUGUAUAUCUAACAACGCGUAUAAAUGAGAAACAGGAUCAACUCGAUAAUUUAUCAGAUUUGCCGUAAGUUUUUCGUUCCAGGUGGUGGUCAUAUGAUACGAUGACGAAUUUUGUCCAAUACAAUAGAAAUUGUAUUUUCUCAAGAAAUGUAAUACACACGAGUGUUUUCAAGUAUAUUUGCUGUCCUUGUGGAACAAGAACUUUACAGUUCCUCCAUAUAGAACGAAUGUUCAUACUGUCUUCUUUGUGAAGUAUUGUUGUGCUUGGAAAGUGAUUCAUGUUGUAAGAAAAAGAGGCUCCCUUGAUGAAAAUUUCUAUUUUCUUUAUCAAAAUGCCUCUAACGGUACACAACACACGCGCGUGCGCGCUCGUAUACACAUACACACACGUAUUACACGUACACACGUCGUUAUUGAAACGCACGAAGAACAGUGUAAAUCAAAAUUGCCCUGUGCAAAGUGCUAAGUUUUUUAUUGGUCACAAUGGAAACGAUGUAUUUUAGCAUCUAGACCAAUUUUCACAGCUUCAAAUGUUUGUCCCUUUUAAUCGAAUAUAUCAGCGCAUCACUAACAAAACAGGCAAAGAACAAAAAAAGAGAGAAACAAGGAAAAGUGGAGAAGCGUUUUGACGAAAAGCGUUCACGAAGACUUUGCAAGCUGAGCACUCUGCAUCUUUGUACAAUAUGCUACUUAAUGCUCACUCGAUAAUUAUAAUUAUAGGCGGAAAUCAGUAUCCUUGUAAUAAUAGUGUCUAGAAGAAAAGAUAUGAAAAUAAUAUAAAUGUGAGAAAAGAUUGAUUAAUGAUAUCGAUAUGAGGAAUAGUUACUAUUACUGUAAUAUAAAUUAUUAUUGAUUCUUGGGGAAAAGAAUAAAAGAGAAAAAAAACGUUAUAAAGUAUAA